UGUCAAAUAAAAAAAUAAAAAAUCGAACAUAAGUUUAAAAUUGUGGAUUAUCUAUGUCGACCGAUGAUUGAAUAAGAAAAGUCCACUGGUGUUUUUUUCUAGUUUUUGUUAAUUGAAUUAAAAAAAAAAAUAGGUACGAUGGCUGGCCCUUUGAUGCUGUCUUUCAUUAUAUUGUGCUUGAGUGUGAUAUGUCACAAUGGUGAAGCUGCGGAAAACGAGAACGCUCUAACGGCAACGCCGGAAUACAUUCUACCGUGUACACGAAGCGAUCCACAACUCGAUAAUUGCAUCAAGAACUCUUUCAACCACCUCCGUCCGUACCUGGCAAAGGGCCUGCCGGAUCUGGAGCUUCCUCCGGUGGAACCUCUCUUUAUUGAUCGGCUGGUGAUGGAAAACUCUGCCGGGCCAGUCAGGGUAACGGCUGCGUUCAGCAACAUUACUGUAAUAGGACCCAGUAAUUACACCGUGACCAAGAUCAGGUCGGAUUUGAAGAAGUUGCGCAUUGACCUCGGGCUGGUUCUACCUCGCAUCGAGAUCACAGGUCGUUACGAGGUGUCGGGACAAGUUCUCCUCUUCCCGGUUAGAUCACGUGGAGACUUUUGGGCUGCGUUUAUUGAUGUAGCGGCCAUAGCGAAGAUCUUCGGUAAAGAGGUUGAGAGGGACAACGUGAGAUACAUGACGGCCGACAGAUUGCUGGUUGAUUUCAAACUGAGGAAUUCGAGAUUCAAAGUGAAAGACACCGUCAACCACGGAAGUGUUAUUGGGGAAGCAAUGAACCAGUUCCUGAACAACAAUGCGGCUGAGAUCAUCGAGGAAAUGCGACCGGCCGCCUCGGCGUCGAUCGCCAAGCAUUUCCAGUCGUUCAUAAACGGCGCCUUCACGAAGAUACCCAUAGACGUGUGGCUCAAACCUUAGAUGAGCCUCAAAGCUUACUGAAGGUCAUUAAAGAAAUAGCAAUAGAUAUUCUGGAUAUGAAAUCGAUUUUACAGAUCACUGGAAUAUACUGGAAAUGAUUGUUUAGUUUGCAAAUAGUAAGUCUCCUAAAUAUCUUUUGAGAUAAUAAAAACCU
This is a messenger RNA of Bombyx mandarina (wild silkworm), 1069 nucleotides long. RefSeq names its product protein takeout. The record is from RefSeq and is a predicted model, not a curated record. Lineage: Eukaryota; Metazoa; Arthropoda; Insecta; Lepidoptera; Bombycidae. Gene Ontology annotation, biological process: multicellular organismal reproductive process.